Messenger RNA from Chenopodium quinoa (quinoa), 723 nucleotides. Its product is annotated as protein FAR1-RELATED SEQUENCE 5-like. The record is from RefSeq and is a predicted model, not a curated record. NCBI's taxonomy places the organism in Eukaryota, Viridiplantae, Streptophyta, Magnoliopsida, Caryophyllales, Amaranthaceae. The coding region runs from base 1 to 723 and encodes 240 amino acids. The transcript has 3 exons.
AUGAAGAUAGCAGGUGAACAAAAUACCGUGGAAAUACCCAUAUUGGGUAAAACUGAUGCAAAAAAGAGAAAAGAUAGGGAGGUAAAUGAGACAAGAACUGGAUGUAAAGCCCAUAUUCGUUUCAAGAAAAACAAAGAAGGAAAUUUCGAAGUUGUUACACAUGAGUUGGAGCAUAAUCAUGAAUUGGUUAUAGCAGUUCAACGACAUCAUCUAAGAUCAGAAAGGCAAAUAUCAGCUCCAAUGGGUGAACUAAUUGAGAGCAUGAUUGAGAGUGGUAUCAAACCAAUGGAUUCUUAUAAUUAUAUAAGCAAUGAAGCUGGAGGAGAAGAAUGUGUAGGUCAUACUAAGAGAGAUCACCUUAAUUAUGUAUCAAGGGUGAAAAUGAGUAUGGUUGAAGGUGGAGACAUGCAAAAUGUAUUAGACACCCUUCAAGAAAGAGCAGAUCAAGAUCCCUCAUUCUUUUAUAGAUUAAAUUUGGAGAAGAAAAUAAUGCUAACAAACAAAUAUGGGUUGAUAUGUGCUCCAUUUGUUGGUAUAAACAAUCACUGGAAAACAACAAUGUUUGGAAGUGCAUACAUAACCGAUGAAAAGAUUGAUACAUUUGUUUGGCUGAUUUCAAUCUUCAAAAAGUCAAUGUGUGGAAUUGAACCAAAAUCAAUCUUCAUUGAUCAAGAUCUUGCAAUGAGCAACGCCAUACCAGAGGAUAUGUUUUGUAUCAAAUAA